AUGAACAGGAACAAAGAUUCAUUCCGAAAGCUAAAACGUUCAAUCGGACUGGAUCGUUUUCUAUGCGCUGCCAUUCGUCAUCCUCCUGGGACCUGGUCUUGCUGGAUCGAUCGUGAACUUGCUGGUGAUUCUCGCCAAAUCGCUACCGCUAAGGUAGCACAAGCUAGUCAAACACCAAGCGAUUCAGCGAUCCAAGCCUGGCUGAGCUGGAAGCUGGCGACUUGGCAAGAGAAGGAGGAACGGAUGGGAAGGAAAAUGUGA
Molecule: messenger RNA, 261 nt
Organism: Blastomyces gilchristii SLH14081
Lineage: Eukaryota; Fungi; Ascomycota; Eurotiomycetes; Onygenales; Ajellomycetaceae
Exons: 2
Coding region: 1-261 (86 amino acids)
Source: RefSeq, a predicted model, not a curated record